GCCGAAGCAAGAUAUCAAACGGAAAAUAAAUCCCUCCUCCCCAUAUCAAAAUGGAAAUCUGUGAUGCGGGAUUUGUGUAGUACACAAAUCGGUUUUGUCUUGCAGUAGAGGACUGCAGGCAGAUACAAAGCGGGAGUGGGGGCGUUGUGGUGUAGGCGCCUAGCAAGGCAGGCAUAUCCUUCGUAGGCCAUGUACUUAGCAUCACAAACUUCCUGCGGAGCGCGGCCAGAUUUUUGGACUUGCCUUCUUGCAAGACAGAGACGACUUGUGGUCUCAAAUCAGCAUCGCAAAUCUUCCGGCGUGUCUCAUUUUGGUGUGGGGAGGGGGGCACUCUUCCUCACAAUACAAGAGCGGUCCACUUCGCCCGUGAAGGGGAAAAGAGGGAGCGACAGUAUGCUGGGUAAAAACACCACCACCCCAGAGUUGUUGUCAUGCUGCUUUGCAAUUAGAAGAAAGUUUUAAUUUGCAACGCGCAUCCCCAACAUGAGAGGCAUUUGCAUUUAAUAUUCCGCUCGUGUAUUUGUCAUUUGUAAUGUUGGAAACAGGAUGAGAAAAUAGCUUUUCUAAUGCGGAGAAUGCGCUUGAUCUUCACAAACUGCACUGCAAUGCAGAGAGGAACUUGUCAUGCGUGACUCCCAAAGCUUUCGGCUUUGUAUCGCCAAGUAGUUCCCCUCGUGGUUACGAAGAGGUGGGGGAGUUUUUACUCAGGACAACCAGCUUCGGGUUCGCGGGUUACGUCAUGAUUUAUCCUGUGCAAAAGUAUCGUACUCGUAGUAAUUGCAGCCAUGCAUUACAAAUCUUUUUAUCAAGGCAAAUCCGCAUUACAGAUUCAAUUUCUCAUGCUAAGGCAAUUUGUAUUGCAAUUGAUACUACUACGAUACUUUUGCAAUGCAUAUAAUUCCGGAGGACCUGAAAACCGAGCUGGACGUCGAACGCGGCGUCUCUCCGAAAAAGAAAUCUCCAAAUAAAUCUCCGAAAAAGAAUAAAUCUCCAAAAAAGACCCCAGCGGCGCAGGUGGUGCCACCAGAGCACCAAUCGUCCGGCCCGCCGGCGAAGAGACAGCAGCGGUUAGAAAAACAAUAGGUAGCAGCGGAUUCUAUUUUCCUCUUCAAAAUCUUCCUGUCCUCAGUGUCGUCACUUCAUCUCCUGCGAAUAAGUAGCAGACGUUCUGCCGCGGACAACUCCUGGCAUCUUCUUGUCUCCGGAGUCAGCGGAUCUCCGUACCUCGACUUGUUACCGCUUGUAGAAUAGAAAAGAUUGCGGGACCACCUCAGGAAAAAUUCUCCCUACCAUCAACUCCCCGCACUUCUCGGUUCCUGAUGAUUCGGAAUCUGUCCAGAAGGAGAGAACGAGCAGAAGCAGCUACUACUACACCCAACGGGCGAUCCUGGUGAUGCCGGAGGGGGAGAGGAAGAGAAGACCACUACAGUACAACCGCUAGCACAACUUGACGCUACGUAGGAGCAAACAAAAAACUACCACUGAGUACAUGGAUCUCUUUUGCUAUACCUAAAUCAAAACUUGAGUGGUUGCAUCUACUACAUUUUCUUUUUCUUGUUUCUCAUUACAUUGUUUCCAAAACAAAUUGUUCGGCUACUGAACGUGACCGACAUGUUCGGCUAUACGUCUCCUUUUUAUCAAACGGAAAAUUCUUCGUCAGGAUCACUCCUCGGGGAUCUUGCAAUACAGAAAUCAGCUGUCGCGAACCAAACUGUAUCACAGCCAAAUUUCGUACUUACUGGUUUUUUUCGGCAACACAAAAAAGGGUUUCGAUGCUAGAAAAACUUCUCAUGCAAAACCUACACUAUAUGAGUCGUGACAUCGACAAACUUUUUUCUCUCCGUAGUUACUUUGGUGACACGAACCUUCAAUUAUACCUAGUUUUUUAUUACUCUCGGCAAAUACAAUAGCUACCUAAGUCGAGCGACGAAGAAACCUUUUGCAGCAGAAGUGAAGCGUUAUACGCGUACAUCUUUACAAGAAUCUUACACUGGACGAAGUAGAGAGCAGAAACUACGUCAUCAAAGGGAAGCCCUCUCUCUUCAUCUCCUACUAGAAGUUUCCGAGCAUACAUUUAGCUACGAGGCUUUUUGCAUCGGUGAAACAACUAAAAGAUGCUGCACUACAUAGCAGCAAACCAACGCAACAAAACAAAAUUGUAAACGUACGGGCACUUACAACAAUGACCAGCUUUUUUCCAUCACAGGAGCUCUAAUCUAAUAACGAAGGGUAUGUAGAACAGAUAUUUUUUUGCACGACCGAGCAUCUCUUAUACUGCUCCAACACUUUGAUGCGAGUGACAGAGAAAAUUGUAAACAAGUUUCAAAUACGUCGUCUACUGAACCAAAGCAACAGUUUUUGGAAAAUAUGAGCUGACCAGCAGAUGAUUUUCGGCUUUACGUUUCACGCGAGCGUGGCAACAUUUCGUUUUUAUUACAGUUUUCGACUUUUUCAUGAAUAUUAUCUGAAAACACAAUGAGAAUGUGAAUUAUCUUCACUGGUCUUCUACAACAAUGUUUCUUUUUCUACCGCGGUAUUUCUAGUACACGAAGUGCUUCUGUCACUCCUGAUAGCAGCAAAAGACACUUUCCAAGACGCUUGUCUUGCGCGUCGCUUUCAUUCAAUCAAAGGCGUCUCUUAGUGCGUCGUAAAAAAAAGAUCAAAAAACAGAUGACUACAACCCAUUUUGCUGCUUGUCGAAUAAACUUCUACGUAACCAAAUUCUGCUAUAAUUUUUUUCAAAAACAAAAAAAGAUCAAAAA
Messenger RNA from Amoebophrya sp. A120, 2762 nucleotides. The record is from the annotation of a GenBank genome assembly. NCBI's taxonomy places the organism in Eukaryota, Dinophyceae, Syndiniales, Amoebophryaceae.